GCCAUUUAAAUGUUUUAAAAGUCGUGUGUUUCCCGUGUUUAUCACAACUGUGGAAUAAGUGAAAAGAGAAGUAGCAGCACGCCUGUUCGUGUGUCUUCGUCUUUUGUAAGUUAACCUUUAGUAAGCAUCAUGGGAUCCAGCGAGAGCAAGAUUGCUGCAUCUGCAUCAGUGAAACCAGAACCACCCCUCAAAAACAAGAUUUUACAUCUGGACCCACGCUCCCCUUCAACAGGAAUUGAUCGUACACCCAUUCAGGUUUUUGGCCCUGUGCCUAAAGCUGUUGCUGAAGUUAAAAAUGAAUGUCCGCUUUCAUUCACGGAUCCCCGUUCACCUUCUGUUGGCAUUUCGCGGACCCCUGUGAGAGAUGUCAUGAGAGUGACAGUUGGAUCCUUUGCUCGCCGUCUGGGCAUGCUUUUCCAUAAUGAGACUGAAGGUAUAGCUCCUGAGGCCCCUCAGAAAUGCUUCAGUGACUCUGUGGAGGAGGAGGAGGUUGAGAGUGAAGAGCUUGCUUCCACUGAGCCUCUCUUGACCCUAAAGCCCUCUUUCAUCUUCAGCUCCCUGGCUGAACAUGCUAAUCUUCUCGCCACCCCUGAAAGGCCCACUCUCCAAAGUACUGAUGUGUCCAGCCCCUUUGUGCAUCUUGAUGAUCCACAGGUGGAGGUAGAGGUUGAAACUGAGGCAGACUUUAGCCUGGAGGAGGCUGAAGAAGCAAGAGAGUCUCCUCUUAACAAGAGAUUGAGCAUGAGCCUGAUAACAUGCCAUGAGGGAGCAACCUCAUCCCAGAUCUUUGCUGAGGUGCACCGCGAUGGGGCCUCACCUCCGGUGCAAAGUGAGGAAGUUGAGCCAUUCAGGGAUGGCGUGGAUCAUUCAUAUGCUCUCCCUACUAUUGCUGUUGAUUCUCCUGUUGAGCCUUCCCUUCCCACUGGUGCACAAGAUUCCCCAGCCCCUGUACUGUCAGAGCAACAAGCAGAGCAACCACCAUCUUCAGUGGAGACAAAAGAAAUUCUUAAAGAAUCAACUUCGUCAGAACCACCAACUGUUACCAACCCAGAACAGCCACAGCUCUGUACCGGCAUCCGCUGCCCCACCUUUGACUCAAAGAGCCCAAGUCAGGCUGUGUUCAAGCCGCAGUGGUUGGGAAAAGGUUUCGGAGCCCCUGGGCUGAGAUCUAGAGGAGCACAGGGUGGAAAAAGUGUCUCUUCACCUCUUGCUGUCCGUGUUGCCAUGAAAAAUGCAACCAAUGAAAACAAGAGGCAGUCUGGAAAACUGAAGCAGAACGGUAUCGAAGGCCGUUCCCCACUUCAGACCCUUAAAAAGACCAACUCACCCAGGGAUCAACAUCCACAGAUGAAGCUGAAGGUGUCCACCCCAGAUAAGCAGAGGCUCGGACAGGUGGACCACAGAGUGCUGGCGGUGUGUUUGGAUAAGGAGAACCGAUGAUUCACUGUUCAGCAUUCUGCCACUUUUGUUUUUUAUCUUUUAAUUACACAGGCUUUUAUGUGUACAGCAUCUGAAACGGUGUGCUCUGUAUAUAUUACUUUAACUUCCACUUUGGACAGUUGUCUAUCCUGUUUGUCUCUUGUAAAUAAAAAUAAAAUUAUUUC
Molecule: messenger RNA, 1604 nt
Organism: Cheilinus undulatus (humphead wrasse)
Lineage: Eukaryota; Metazoa; Chordata; Actinopteri; Labriformes; Labridae
Gene: cdca3
Product: cell division cycle associated 3
Exons: 6
Coding region: 130-1440 (436 amino acids)
Source: RefSeq, a predicted model, not a curated record